Molecule: messenger RNA, 1083 nt
Organism: Mya arenaria
Lineage: Eukaryota; Metazoa; Mollusca; Bivalvia; Myida; Myidae
Exons: 5
Coding region: 1-732 (243 amino acids)
Molecular function (GO): nucleic acid binding
Source: RefSeq, a predicted model, not a curated record
AUGACCAGUGAAAGUACUCUAAAAAGGCGACUUAAGGACUAUAAUAUAAAGAUCGGCAACACCUAUUCUAUUAUAGAACAGGGAGAGUUAGAGGACUUGCGUAGAGCAUACAAUGUGCGUGCACCAUUAGCAUUGUGGCACAUUAAUGGAAAUCAUAAAUUGAUCAGAUGGAGAUUCGUGAUUCAUGGUGGAAUUGACGGGUAUUCUAGACUGCCAGUUUUCUUGAAGGUAAACACUAACAACAGUGCAGUGAGUGUCCUUAGUGCCUUUACAGAAGCUACACAGCUGUAUGGAUUGCCAGAGAGAGUUCGGUCUGACAAAGGAGGAGAGAAUGUUUUGGUUGCUGAAUACAUGGUUCAACAUAAUGGCACAAGGUCUUUUAUAACCGGACCCAGUGUACAUAAUCAAAGAAUUGAGAGACUAUGGCGGGAAGUCUGGACUGGUUGCAAUGCCUUGUACUAUGGACUCUUCUUCUCGAUGGAGGAUGAUGGUAUUCUGGAUGUCACCAAUGAGAGGCACAUGCUAGCACUGCAUCUUGUGUUCAAGCCCAGGAUACAGCAACACCUGGAUAACUUUAGAGAAGCUAUUUAUCACAGGCCAUUAAGAACAGAACGAAAUAAAAGCCCACUACAACUUUGGAUAAGUGGUCAAAUGCUUGAUCCUAAAUGGAAUCCAAAUAAUGAGGAUGAGCUUCAAACCUUUGGUAUGGAAUUUGGUGACCUUACUUCCUGAUGAAGAUAAUGUUCCCGAAGCUGUGGUUGUUCCCGAAAAUGAAGAGAAUGUGGAUCCUCAUGUGCUUGACAAUAUACAAGAGAUUCAUGAUAGGAGGUCAUUGAAUAAUGGUAUUGACAUUUAUCAGGAAGUGUUAUCAAUUAUUAAUCAUUAGAAAGAAUUGCAGUUAUUAUCUACCGUACUGUGUCAUCAGAUGAAACUACCAGGAUUUGUGUAUUCAAUUAUAUUAUUAGCUCUACUUUCCAAAGACCAGAAGAGCUUACAAGAUUGUGCAGUGUACAUCAACACAAUAAAAUUUUGGUUGUAUCUCAAUAAAAUUAUGCAGUCAUUAGAUUUACAUAAAAGCUUGGU